This is a messenger RNA of Ascochyta rabiei, 1719 nucleotides long. RefSeq lists its product as uncharacterized. The coding region runs from base 1 to 1719 and encodes 572 amino acids. The record is from RefSeq and is a predicted model, not a curated record. Gene Ontology annotation, biological process: metal ion transport; transmembrane transport. The transcript has 2 exons. Gene Ontology annotation, cellular component: membrane. Gene Ontology annotation, molecular function: magnesium ion binding; cobalt ion binding; magnesium ion transmembrane transporter activity. NCBI's taxonomy places the organism in Eukaryota, Fungi, Ascomycota, Dothideomycetes, Pleosporales, Didymellaceae.
AUGACUGUCGAUUACAAGAGCAACAAUGCCGGGAAAGACCAGCCUACGAUCAUCAAUAUGGGUACGGCGCAGGGUUGGCCUGCACCCAGGAAUAUACCACACUCGGAGCAGUAUGGGAAUACAUACUGGAUCGGUACGUGCUACGAGAGAGCAGAUGCAGCGCUAGAAUGGGAGAUCCAAGACAUGAAAGACAUGCCUUACCUCAAGCACGUAAAGAUGCUUUCCAAGAGUUGGAAAACGUUAAGACACCUUGCAGACUUCAUGGAAGUAGGAACCUCGCCUCUGCAGUGGAAGUAUUUGAAGACAAACCCAGACGAACGAGGAGAGCGCUGCGAGAGAACAAAUAUUACCUUGCUCGAGUACCGUUCUGAGAGCGUGCCAAAGACGACAAGCAUCACGUCGGCCAACGAACUCAAGGACAAGUUGGAAUUUAUCUCAAACGAGCGAUCCGAACCACCGCCCCUUCGGAUGUUUAUUGUCGAAGACCUUUCUCGAGCAGUCAUUGAGCAGCUCGGUUCUCGGUUCGACAUAGAUCCUCUUUUCUUUCGCGAACAGAUUGAGGAUUACGUGUGGCAUAACACGCGUGAUCCUUGGGCAACUCCGCCAAGUCUGACUGCAAGUACGAAGCAGCGAUCGUGGUUUAGGCUGCGUAACCUAAGGCUUCGAUACCAUGAUACAGGCACCUCUUUCCAGAACGCGAAACGAGAGGCCAACAUGUGGAACGUACUGCGGCGUCCAGAUAACGACAACAACCAUUGGCCACACAAAGAUGCGGUGAACAACGGCGAGGAGGAUGUCGUUUCACUCACUCGAACCCGGACAACGAUAUGGAUCGGUCAAGACAAAAAGUGUAGCAACGGAACUGUCGGCAUCGUAUUGUUAGAUCCCACCUUGACAGAUGGGAAGCCCCUAUGGUAUGAUCGCAUGAACUGGCUCCCAACGACAAGUAUGGAACAGGGUCCUCCUCCAGCGCUGGAUUUGUCGCAAUCAUGGUACAAAGACAUUGUCCAGAUGACUACUGCUUUCCCAUGGUCUGAGUCUGCAGCUGGACAUACGGUUGAGUCGCAGGUCCUCACAUUUCCCACCAUAUACACGGUGUGUGCUGAGUGGCUCAUCGUCUGCGAUUAUGUCAAAACACGCUUAAAUCAGAUUGAGUGGGAGGUCGAGUUGCCUACCGUCUUCCGGUCCAAAGGCGACACGAUCGAUGGCUCGUUGAAACGACUUCACACAUGGCGACGUUACAUCCCAAUUUUCCGAGAGAUGGUCAGUGAAACUUUGGAACAGGCACUUCCAGUCGCUGUGCGGCUCACCACAGCUUCGAGUACUCAAAUACCACCACUAGAGGCUUUCGACAGCAUCAAGCCUGACUUUGAACGUAUUCUCAAGAUACUGGAAGAACUUCAAGCCCGCAUCGACCGUCUAACUGACUUGGUUACCUCCGAGAUCUCCAUCGAAGAUUCCAAGUUCAACUAUGUACACAACUCUAUCCUGGGGCGACUGACGUGGCUGGCAACCAUCUUCGUUCCGCUGAGUUUUGUCUCUGCGUUCUUCAGCAUGAACGAGGACGUGAGUGCAUUGAAAAAUACAUACGGGUGGUUUUUCCUGACUGCGAUCCCGUUUGCGACGUGUGUGAUCCUCUUCGCAUACUUGGCAGCCAACGACUUUUUCCAUUUACCAAUGUUAAAACGCAUGAGAACAAAGACGGUGAAGCUGUCGUAG